Prunus armeniaca (apricot) is the source of this 681-nucleotide messenger RNA. The record is from the annotation of a GenBank genome assembly. Lineage: Eukaryota; Viridiplantae; Streptophyta; Magnoliopsida; Rosales; Rosaceae.
AUGGCUUUUUAUUCGGGGGAGGAAAAGACUGAGGAUUAUCUGUUCAAGAUUGUUUUAAUUGGUGAUUCAGCGGUCGGAAAAUCUAAUUUGCUUGCAAGAUUUGCUAGAGAUGAGUUCUACCCUAAUUCAAAGUCAACUAUAGGAGUAGAGUUCCAAACCCAAAAGAUGGAUAUCAAUGGUAAAGAAAUCAAAGCACAGAUCUGGGAUACAGCUGGUCAAGAGCGGUUCAGGGCUGUUACAUCCGCAUAUUAUAGAGGUGCUGUUGGAGCUCUUUUGGUGUAUGAUAUCAGUAGACGCCAGACAUUUGAUAGCAUUGGCAGAUGGCUUAAUGAACUCCACACUCACUCCGACAUGAAUGUAGUUACAAUACUUAUUGGUAACAAGUCUGAUCUCAAGGAUGCCAGGGAGGUACCUACUUCUGAAGGCAAGGCGUUGGCGGAAGCACAGGGUUUGUUUUUUAUGGAAACAUCUGCUCUUGAUUCAUCCAACGUUGUCGCCGCCUUUCAGAUGGUUGUGAAAGAGAUCUACAACAUACUAAGCCGCAAAGUUAUGAUAUCUCAGGAGCUCAAGAAACAGGACCCUGGCUGGGUGGGGAAUGGGAAGACGGUAGUUUUACAGGGAGACGGGAACCAAGAAGACGCAGCUGCUGAGCCUAAAAAAGGUGGGUGCUGCUCAUCUUAG